UCUUUUUUCAUAGGGAGAUUAACCACUUCCUGUCCAGCCCAUGUGCAUAAACGGCCAGAUGGGAGCAGUGCAGGAACGGGUUGCUGUGUAUAAACGUCCUCCCACAUUCCAUGCCUGUGCACGCUCCCUGGGAGUGUGCGGCAUCGAGAUCCAGUGCCUGCUGUGUCCGGGGGACACAGCAGAACACUGAUCACUGUACUGGACCUCUGUGUGAGGUCCUGAUCAUGUGAUCACUGAUUGGCCAAUCAGCGAUCACAUGAAUAGUAGUAAGCAAGAUGUCACUUCUGACAUCAUUGCUUACUACGUGUGAAAUCUGUGAAUGAUCACAGAGGUCACAUAGUACAAGGCUAUUCACAACAGCCUUGUACCA
Molecule: messenger RNA, 370 nt
Organism: Staurois parvus
Lineage: Eukaryota; Metazoa; Chordata; Amphibia; Anura; Ranidae
Source: the annotation of a GenBank genome assembly